AUCGUCACUUGAUUCUGGGAAUUUCCCUUCCUGUUUGGGUUUCUCAGAAAGGACACUUCAAGUCGAUCUUCGAAACAGUGAAUGGCGAGAUAUCAUAUCACUGAAUUUCUGUUGAGGAAAAGACAAGACAAACCCUAGGGAAUGGCUUCAGAAGUUAAAGAAAAUCCGUCCGAUGAUUUUAAGAAUCCAUACAUUGCCGUGGUGGCGAUAGACUUUGGCACUUCAUACACUGGCUUUGCAUUUUCAUUUAACAAAGAUAAUGAACAAGACGCGAUUUUCAUGAACCGGGACUGGACGAAUGAACAGGGAGGCAGAACGAGCAAGACUCCGACCUGCCUGCUCCUUAAUCCAGAUCUCAGUUUUAACUCGUUUGGCUACGAUGCAAUGGAAAACUAUGCACAGCUACAAAAUGAACACGAGGAGCAGAAGUACUUCUUCUUUCAGCAUUUUAAAAUGGCACUCCACAACGAUGAGAAACUUAACAAGGAAACAUCCAUUAAAGCUGCAAAUGGAAAAGAGGUUAAGGCCCAGACUGUGUUUGCACUUUCAAUCAAGUUUUUGAAAGACGAAGCAAUCAAAAUUCUUGCCUUGGACACCGGUGAUGACCAAUUUAAGACAGACGAUAUUCAAUGGGUACUAACUGUUCCUGCAAUAUGGACUCCAGCAGCUAAACAGUUCAUGAGAGAAGCAGCCAAUCAGGCCGGAGUUGGAAAGCAGACUAAUCCUGGCCAGUUAAUUAUCGAAAAAGUGGAAUUCUUGACAUGCGAUGGAUGCAAAGAUGAAUAUCAUAAGGAACUAUGA
Messenger RNA from Pocillopora damicornis (cauliflower coral), 801 nucleotides. Its product is annotated as heat shock 70 kDa protein 12A-like. Gene Ontology annotation, molecular function: ATP binding; ATP-dependent protein folding chaperone. The record is from RefSeq and is a predicted model, not a curated record. Lineage: Eukaryota; Metazoa; Cnidaria; Anthozoa; Scleractinia; Pocilloporidae.